AUGAUUGACAGCAACGAAAUUGCACCUCGUGAUAAAGAGCGACUGAUCAAUAAGUGCGUACGAGAAUUAAUACCAGUAACUCCAGAACUGCAUAAAGGAAAUCACUUUGAUAUAUACCUAAAUGAUUAUAAAACGAAUAUGUCAACCCCAGCGAAGGGCACAAUAGCAAUAGAGUUGGCAAUUGACUCAACAAACGACACAACAGAAUUAGAUCCGGCUUUAAUAGGUAGAAUUAAAAAUGCUAUCCAUAUAUAUACAGACGGAAGUAAGAAGUCAGAAGGAUAUUCUGUUGGGUCGGCCUGUUUCUCCCCUGAACUCAAUGUGUCAAGAAGCCUGAGCAUCAACCCUCAAGCUUCGGUUUAUACAGCCGAGUGUCUGGCGAUUAAUGAAGCAAUUAAAAUUGCGUUAGAAGAUCCUCAAAAAGACUACAAAAUUGUUACCGACUCCUUCAGUGCCCUCACUUCCCUCUCCCGACCAUCACAGAGCGUGAGGGAAAAUAGAUUCAUCGUAGAAGCAAAACAAAAUUAUGAAUUGUUCAUACAGAGGAACAACAAUCAAUACUUUUUAAAAUUCGAAUGGAUUCCUUCACAUACUGGAAUUGAGGGCAAUGAGGAAGCCGAUCGUUUGGCUGGAGAGGCCACCGAAAACCUACCAAACGCUCAAUUGUUAAUUCCAUUUUCCGAUUAUCCAGAGGACAUAAAAAAAAGAUCCUUUGACGCCACUCUAGAGGUUUGCUUAGAGGAGGGGAGAGAUGAUAGUGAUCAUGGCAAGGGCAAAGAAUUCUUCAAAGAAUUCUACAGAAAGAGUCGUAAGCCGUGGUUUUACAAUAAAAAUCUCUCCCGACGUUCAAUAGUCUGGGUCAAUAGAGCUAGAUCCAACCACUAUCAUCUCUCAGCCUCCCUGAAAAGAAAAAAUAUAAUUGAUUCAGCCCAGUGCGAAUGUGGACAUCCCAGCGAAGAUCUUGAUCAUGUCCUCUGGGAUUGUCCACGACAUGAUCAACCUCGACAAAUAAUGUAUAACUCCUUCCGGUUGAAUCAAUUUCCUCCCCCACUGAAUUGUCGAGUUAUUCUAAAAGACCUAGACUCUAAGAUCAUAGACAUUAUAACAAAAUUCCUCAAGGAUAGCAACUUAAAUGUGUAA
Diachasma alloeum is the source of this 1140-nucleotide messenger RNA. RefSeq lists its product as uncharacterized. Gene Ontology annotation, biological process: DNA replication, removal of RNA primer. Gene Ontology annotation, molecular function: nucleic acid binding; RNA-DNA hybrid ribonuclease activity. The transcript has a single exon. Lineage: Eukaryota; Metazoa; Arthropoda; Insecta; Hymenoptera; Braconidae. The record is from RefSeq and is a predicted model, not a curated record. Bases 1 to 1140 code for a protein of 379 amino acids.